AUGGCUGACAUUAUUAAUAAAGCUCGGAUCAGACAACGCUCUGUUGUCAUCACCCUACUUGAUCUUAAGAAUGCCUUCGGCGAAAUCCAUCACAACCUCAUUCAAUCCGUACUUGACUACCACCAUAUCCCUGAUCAUAUAAAAUUUGUUAUAAAAAGUUUAUAUACUGAUUUCCAAACCUCGAUAAUUACCUCUGAAUUCCGCACUCCUUUUAUGACAGUUGGCCGUGGCGUAUUGCAAGGAGAUUGCCUCAGUCCUCUUCUUUUUAACAUGUGCUUCAAUACAUUCAUUCAGAAUAUCAAGGCUGAAAAGUACCGUCAAUUUGGGUUUUCCUUCAAAUUACUAAAUCCCAUCCAUUGGUUCCAGUUUGCUGAUGACGCGGCUGUAAUUACUGGCCAAGAAUCCGAAAACCAACAUCUAUUAAAUCGAUUUUCUAUCUGGUGCCAAUGGUCCGAUAUGAUUAUCCGAGUUGACAAAUGCAGUACCUUUGGCAUUAAAAAAGCGAUCACCAAAUCAGUUCAGUACUUGCCAAAACUCCUCAUCAGCAAUCAACUAAUACCAAAAAUCACCAUUGGAGAAUCAUUUCAAUAUUUAGGACGUUACUUUGAUUUCCACAUGUCGAAUGAUAAUCACAAAACUGAACUAACCACCCUACUUAAUGAGCUAAUGUCUGAUAUUGACUCAAAGCCACUACACCCCAAAAAUAAACUGCUCCUCUACAGUCGCUACGUCUUGUCCAAGUUAGCCUGGCACUUCACCGUCGCAACACUCUCUAAAACAUGGGUUACUGAAAAUAUCGACUCUAUUGCCAACAAAUAUAUCCGCAGAUGGCUUGAAGUACCAAUAUCAGGAACACUAAGUACUGUCUUUCUAACAAAUAACAAAUUUGGCCUGAGUAUUUAUCCUCUAUCUGUAAAAUUUAUCCAGUGUCAAACAGUCCUCCGAAAAGCUUUAAAAUCUUCUCCUAAUGAAUCAACUAACGACCUGUGGAGAGCAACCAGUAACCAUACUAAUAUCCAAUAUGACGCUUAUAACUCUACUAAGGAAGUUCUCAAAGAUUUCCGUUCUGGACACGAAAACAAACUCCUAAACCAAUUAACCCGUCAAGGAUCCUUUUUCUGCAGCGUCACGAAGUUCGCUUUACCUCAGCUUAACAAGGUGUGGUCCAUCGCCCAAUCAGAGCUCCCGAAAAACAUUUAUAACUUUACCAUUCGUUACAUUAACAACUCUUCCGACGCGCAAAAGCCUAAACAGAUGGGCAAUAUCUUCAAAUUCAGACUGUUCUUUUUGUCUUAGCCCUGAAACAUUACUACACAUAGUAGCUGGAUGUCAGUUUUAUCUCGACCGAUUUACGUGGAGACACAAUUCAGUCCUGAACUUUCUUGCUCAUCAGUUAGAAACUAUUGACGGUUCUACUCUCUACGCCGACCUAAAUGGAUUCAAAAGCCCUUCAAUACUUACUGGUGAUACGUAUCGCCCAGAUUUGUUAUUAUCGUGCUCAAAUGGUUCCUUAUAUGUGGUUGAACUCACCACUGGUUAUGAGACAAACCUCAACAACAACGUAAAACGGAAGAAGGAUAAAUAUAGAGAAUUAUUGAGACAGCUAGGCAAAAAUUUUAACCAAGUUAAAUUUAUAAAUCUCUCCAUCAGCUCUUUAGGUAUUUUUGCAGAAGAAUGUUAUACAUUUUUAGACAUGUUAGAUAGUAUUGGUCUUGACAAAAACCCCCAAAUGUACUGCGUUAGGAAAAUGAUGACUAUUGCUAUUAGAACUACAUAUUACAUUUUCUGUUGCCGAAAUAAGGAAUGGGAAAAUCCGGAUUUACUAACAAUUUGA
Molecule: messenger RNA, 1834 nt
Organism: Paramuricea clavata
Lineage: Eukaryota; Metazoa; Cnidaria; Anthozoa; Malacalcyonacea; Plexauridae
Source: the annotation of a GenBank genome assembly